Daphnia pulex (common water flea) is the source of this 1092-nucleotide messenger RNA. RefSeq lists its product as uncharacterized. The transcript has 2 exons. Bases 80 to 928 code for a protein of 282 amino acids. The record is from RefSeq and is a predicted model, not a curated record. NCBI's taxonomy places the organism in Eukaryota, Metazoa, Arthropoda, Branchiopoda, Diplostraca, Daphniidae.
AAAGAUGCUCAGUCGUCUCCGAUAAGCGCUAAACAGUUCACAUCUUCUCAAGCGAAAUUUAAACAUCCCAUUUCAAAAAAUGCGUUUGCAACUUCCCUUGCUCCUCGUCUUUUUGGCUUGUGCAGCUUCUCAGGCGUUCAACCCUUACGUCGGCGAGCAAUAUCCGUAUUACUACAAUAGCCCGUCGUAUUAUAGAGCCGACGAUGCAGAAAAUUUACGGCAAAUGAUGUUUUCGUUGGCCUUGCCUGCGAGACAAACGACGGUGACAGUCACGACCACUGUUCGACCGACGUUCUCAUUCCCAACGCUGUCGAUGCCAUCCCUACCGCCACUGCGGCAAACGAUAACGAGCCGACUGACGACAUAUUCCACGAUUACCUGCACCAAGUCAACCGAUGUCCCUUGUCCGGCUGUUGUCAAAAAAACCAGCACGGCUGAUCUUAUGGCAGCAACAAGUGGGAGCCAGAAAAAUACAACAGCAGUCGCUGACGUCGAGGUAGAAGAAGAGGAUGACGCUGUACAGCAAUUCGCCGCCGUCACUCCGACCGUCGUCCAAAAAGUUGAGACUACAAAAGUGCCGACCCAAAAAGUUCCCAACAAGAAAGUGCCAAACCGAAAGGGCCGUGAUAUCGAAUCGGAAUUGUUGUCCUUGUUGUCUCCGGAUUUCUACGACGACUAUUUCGAAAAUCAGCCCCAUGACAUCGAGUCCGCUUUUCACACCGGCCCGUACAAUCCCGUUCCUCUGCCUUUUUUCAGAACGUAUCAGCCAUCACCUAAUAUUGCCCAGCUGCGCCAAUCGUCGUUUUUUGCUUUACUAGGAAGUCUAUUCACCGGCCGGAGCACGAUAACAGUCUUUGGAAUCAAAACGUCUACCUUGACACCUACUUGUUCGGUGGCCGGGCCCAUUCCUCAAUGUCCAAAUAAUUAAUUGUUUUUUAAAUUGAGACCUGGUUUAACCUGCAGGAAAUUAUUUAUUUGAAAUAGAGUAGCAGACUGGUCCGAGAGAAUGACUUCCAACUGUUCAGCCAGCCAUAAGAAUUUUUUGUGAAACUCUCCUCUCCAUUUAAAAUAAACAUUACACAUAUUUAAAAA